AUGGAGGAAGUGGACGACUACCGGGAGCCGUGUUUGCAGUGUGGGUCUGUACACUGGAGUAUCUCAGACGAGGGACGCUUUUUCUGUACCACCUGUCACAAUGUUAUUGAAAGAACCCGAGAGGUGGAGGAGCAGCCGUACACAGCGGGAUCGUCGCGCGUCACCACACUCGGCCGAGAACAGAGGGUCGAGAGGCGAGAGCGCGGAUACCGCUGGGCGGCGUGCGAAGGCUUCCAGUUCAUCCUGAGCGAGCAAGCGGCGGCGUUGGUCCGGCUGGGCGUGGCACCGGCCUUUAAGGACCAGGUCUUGUGGCCCCUGUGGCGACGCUACCUGAGGACCCGGCGGGAGGCGCACGGCACCCUCGCCGAGAAGGGCCCAUCUCAAGCGAAAGCUGCGGAUUCGGACUGGGAAAGUGACGUCGGGUCGUCCUUCCCGUCUACCAGCGAGACGGACAACGUGUCCCAGUCAGACAGCCGCGGCGAUUGGUCCUCCGAUUCCCGGGACGUCUCCGCGGGGCCGUGUACCGGCCGCGUGGCCGUCGGCGACGGCAUGAGCAUGAGAAGGACGCUGGCUCUGAUCCACUUGGCGCUAGUGUGGAGUCGCCAGGCGCUGACGCUCGGCGACCUGAUCGGGUUAGCAGACGACGGAUACAUCCCGUACUUGGACGCCUACCGGGUUCUUCCCGAGGAGAUGAAGCUGGACGCCACCAAAGUGGGCAUCUUUGCCCCGCAGAGCGUACCGAGGCACGGCGAGCUGCACCGGGAGGCCCGGACUCUCCAGCGCUUUCUGCGACUUCCCGCCUUUCCUCCGGUCCGCCGCCAGGACCCGCUGCACCCCGAAAUGCUUGCCUUGCGGUAUCUGGCCGACGCCAACCUGCCGGACGAUCUCCACCCGUGGGUGUGUGCGUUGCUGGAUCGCGUGGGCGAACCCUCCGUCGGCCCCAAUCUGCCCGAGUACGACCUACGGGCCGCUGCCCUGGUGGUGCUCGCCCUCAAGCUCUUCUUUGGCCUGGACGACCAUACGGAAUGGGACUUAUCCAAUGCCGCCACUGCGUCACCGCCGCAGACGGGGAGCGCCUUCAGCUUGAGGAGGUGGUACCGUCUGCUGCACGCCGCCAAGUUGCGAGCGGAGCUGAUGCGAGAGGACCGCAUCGCCAGGAAGCGGUGGAAGUCCACGCUCCUUUACUCGAACAAGAAGGUGGAAAGCAAGGCCGUCAAAAGGCAAAGAAACGCCGAGCAUCUGAAGUCGUGUUUUGAGCAAUUGCGGUCACGUCCCGCGUCGCGCGGCCCCUCCGCGCCGCCUUCCACCUUCACAUUCCUCUGGGGGGAAGAGCCAGGCGCCGACGGGCCCAACUUGCGCCGGUCCACAUUGGCCGGCGCCGUCCGGUCCGAAGGGGAAAUGCUGACCCCUGUCAACGCCGCGUACUGGCAUCCGCCCCUCAAAUCUUGCAACCCCCGGAUUUGCAGCAGUCACUACGCGGAGACAGAGCCCACACUGCCGCGCUCCUUCGUGUGGGUGGUGGACCUUUUCGCCUUCAUGUUGAGAGCAAGCCCCGCUCGGCUGUACCGGGAAGUCCUGAGCAUGGAGAAGCGCGUCCUUGCGGGUCAUGUAACGGAGGUGCGUCUUUGUGUGGUGUCCUCACACGUGUGCGGGUUGACUGAGUUCACGGAGUGCACCGUGACACGGCUGACUCGUCGCCCCCGACGUCCCCCGACGCUGGUCGGCCAAUGGCGCCUCGGCCCGCCGGUGACCGCGCCCGUCCCCGCCGCCGAUUGGCCGAGGCCAGCUACACCUUUGCAGCCGAUUGGACACUCGGAACCCACUCUCUCCUCCCCGUCGUCUUCCUGCCCGCCGUCCCCCGGCCCGAACCGAAGUGCCGAACCCGAGCUUUUGUUUUCCCGGACCACCGCGACGCUCUCCGCCCGUCAUGCUGCCUUCCCGCCAGGUGAGUGGACCGGAGCGACCGAAACGUGCUUUGUUGCCAUCUCGCUCUCGGCGAGGUGA
Nerophis lumbriciformis (worm pipefish) is the source of this 2004-nucleotide messenger RNA. The record is from RefSeq and is a predicted model, not a curated record. NCBI's taxonomy places the organism in Eukaryota, Metazoa, Chordata, Actinopteri, Syngnathiformes, Syngnathidae.